AUGAAUCAAAAGCAAAGUAUCUCUUACGUUAUUUCUAGCCAAAGCAGUAGUCAACAACGAAGUUAUAGGACCAGGUUGACUGCGGUGCUAGAUUGUACUAGACUCCUCUUGAUGCAAGGAUUGUCAUUUCGUAGUCAUGAUGAAUCGGAAGAGUCUCUUAAUAGAGGAAAUCUGAUUAAGGUAUUGAACUGGUACGCAGCUCGUUGUAAGGAAAUUAAAGAAGUAUUAUUUAGUAAUGCUUCUGGAAAUGACCAAAUGACUUCACCAACCAUCCAAAAGGAUUUGAUUAAUUGUUGUGCUGUAGAGACGACAAGGGCUAUUAUCAAUGAGAUUGGUGAUUCUUUGUUUUCAAUUUUAGUUGAUGAGGCUCGCGAUAAUUCUAUGAAAGAACAAAUGACAGUUGUUUUAAGGUUUGUUGAUAAAAGUGGGCGAGUGAAGGAGCGUUUUUUGGGUAUAUCCCAUGUCACUGAUACUUGUGCCCAAUCACUGAAGGAUGCCAUUGAUGCAAUGUUUUCUACACAUGGGUUGAGUAUAUCUAGUCUAAGAGGUCAAAGCUAUGAUGGAGCAAGUAAUAUGUCAGGUGAGUUCAAUGAGUUGAAAGCUUUAAUUCUUAGAGAGAACCCGCAUGCUAUGUAUGUUCAUUGCUUCGCUCACCAGCUUCAGUUAGCAAUUGUAUCUGUGGCACGUAGGAAUUGUAUGGUUGGUAAUUUUUGGGACGUACUUGUUAUUAUUGUGAGUUUGGUUGGUGCAUCAUGUAAGCGUAACUUGAGAGAGAAUGGUUGGGAUACUUUAUUCAGUAGGGUGAUUGAGUUUUGUGUUGAUAGACAUAUUUUAGUGCCUAAUAUGGAGGAUAUUGUAGUGGUGAAAGGUCGACCUAGGCGUGUAGCUCAACAGGUGACUUAUUUUCAUCGCUUUUAUGUUGAUUUGUAUUGUCAUGUGAUAGACUCAAUCUUGCAAGAGUUGAAUGAUCGAUUUCCAGAAACAACUACUGAGCUCUUUACUUGCAUUUCAUGUUUAAGUCCAAGAGAUUCAUUUGCAGCUUUUGAUAAGGAUAAAUUGCUACGUUUUGCUCAGUUCUAUCCUUUGGACUUCAAUAGUGAAGAACUUUUAUUACUUAGACCUCAGCUUGAUAAGUUUCUUUUGCUUGUGAGAAUGGACGAAGCUUUCUUUAAUCUCAAUAGUAUAUCCUGUGUAGCUCAGAAGUUGAUUGAAACUAGAAGUUCCUGUUAUUUUUCAUUGGUUUAUAGGUUGCUCACCUUGGCUUUGAUAUUACCUGUGGCAACUGCAAGUAUUGAAAGGGUAUUUUCUGCUAUGAAUCUAAUCAAGAGUGAUUUGCGCAACAAAAUGGGUGAUAUCUGGUUGAAUGACAAUUUGGUGGUUUACGUGGAGAAAGCUGUUUUUAAACAAAUUGAGAAUGAGGUAAUAUUGCAACAUUUUCAAAUUAUGAGACCCCGUAGAAUACAGUUGUCUAAGUUUACAGUUACAGAGUAA
Molecule: messenger RNA, 1491 nt
Organism: Olea europaea var. sylvestris
Lineage: Eukaryota; Viridiplantae; Streptophyta; Magnoliopsida; Lamiales; Oleaceae
Exons: 2
Coding region: 1-1491 (496 amino acids)
Source: RefSeq, a predicted model, not a curated record